Molecule: messenger RNA, 1332 nt
Organism: Tinamus guttatus (white-throated tinamou)
Lineage: Eukaryota; Metazoa; Chordata; Aves; Tinamiformes; Tinamidae
Source: RefSeq, a predicted model, not a curated record
AUGGUCCGGGAACUGCAAACCUCACGGGCAGAUGGUGGGAGUUUGGUGGGAGACUUAACGCUGGGCUUUCGUAGGCAGUGCCUUGCGGUCGAAACCAACGGGUGGGCAGUGCCACGGACCCUCCUCUGCCUGGAGAUCUGUUUUGCUGCAGCUGCUCGUAGCAGCGUUGUUCAAGCUGGAGUCUCUAAGGAAGAUGCUGCUAAUGAGGAAAUGGCAGAAAGACUGUCUCUUCGGAAGCAUCGCUUCAUGCAUUUUGCAUCAUUGGAAUAUGAAGGAGAACAUUACAUGACACCAAGAGAUUUCUUGUUUUCAGUAAUGUUUGAUCAGGUUGAACGUAAAACUCCAGCCAGGAAACUCACAAAGAAGGAGGUAGAUGCUGCACUGACAAACAUUACAAAAGCUAAACCUGGACCGACCUUUUUUAGAGAACUUGGUGAUAAAGGUUUGAUCUCAUAUGCAGAGUACCUGUUUUUGUUGACAAUCCUUACAAAACCACAGACUGGAUUUAAGAUUGCUUUUAAAAUGUUGGAUGUAGACGGCAAUGAACAAGUCGAGAAGAAAGAAUUUUUUAAGCUGCAGAGAAUCAUUGGAAAGCAAGAUGAUUUGAAAACAGAUGGAAGUGAGACAAUAUUCCAGGGAGCAGAUUUGGAAGGCUCUGAUGUUAAUACCAUGCUGCUGGUACAUUUCUUCGGAAGAGAAGGAAAGGAAAAGCUUCGCUAUUCGGAGUUUUUCAGAUUCAUGGAAAAUCUGCAAACAGAAGUGCAAGAAAUGGAAUUCAUACAGUUUUCAAAGGGCCUGAACGUCAUGAGGAAAGAAGACUUUGCAGAAUGGUUGCUGUAUUUCACUGACGAGGAAAACAAUGAGAUUUACUGGCAAAAUGUGAAAGACAGAUUUCAUGCAGGCGAGAAUAUCAGUUUGGAGGAAUUCAAGACUUUUUGCAAGUUUACAAACAACCUGGAAGACUUCUCUAUUGCCAUGAAGAUGUUUACUGUAGCUAAUCGUCCUGUUAAACGGGCUGAGUUCAAGCGAGCAGUGAAGGUGGCAACAGGACAGGAGCUCUCAGAUAAUGUUCUGGAUACCAUCUUCAAGAUCUUUGAUCUAGACGGGGAUGAUUGCCUCAGCCAUGGGGAGUUUCUUGGAGUCCUCAAGAACCGAAUUCAUCGAGGUUUGAGGGUACCACAACAGCAAGGCAUUCAAGGUUACUGGAAAUGUGUGAAAAGAGAAAGCAUUAAAGGAGCAAAAGAAGUCUGGAAGCAAACUGGGAAAAGUCCUUUCUAAAACAGUCCUUUGUGCCAUUUCUAUAAAUGUUGUUACUUGGGUGUUUUGUCCGUC